UACUUGUACCAAGCAGUUGGAAAGGUACUACUUCAGGAAAGAUGUGGCUGCUUUCCCUGGUCCUCUGCUCCCUCACUGCUAUCUCCAUUCAGGGGAAGCAGUCUUCAACACCUGUAGUGAACACUCAAUAUGGAAAAGUCCAAGGCAAAUAUGAGAGCCUAAAAGGAUUUGACAAAACUGUCAAUGUUUUCCUGGGUGUCCCUUUUGCCAAAGCCCCUCUUGGACCCCUGAGAUUUACUCCACCACAGCCUGCAGAACCAUGGGACUAUGUGAAGAAAACAACUACGUACCCACCCAUGUGUGCCCAAGACCCAGUGGCUGGACAAUUACUCUCUGACCUUUUUACCAAUCGGGAUGAAAAAAUUUCCUUGAAAAUAUCUGAAGAUUGUUUAUACCUAAACAUUUAUACCCCUGCUGACCUAUCAAAGAAGACCAAGUUACCUGUGAUGGUAUGGAUCCAUGGAGGGGGUUUAUUGGUGGGUGCUGCAUCAACCUAUGAUGGGCUGGCCCUCUCAGCCCUAGAGAAUGUGGUGGUAGUAGCAAUUCAGUAUCGCCUGGGUAUCUUUGGAUUCUAUAGCACUGGAGAUGAACAUGCCCGAGGAAACUGGGGUUAUUUAGACCAAGUGGCUGCACUCCAGUGGGUUCAGGAUAACAUUGCCAAUUUUGGAGGAGAUCCAGGCUCAGUCACCAUCUUUGGAGAGUCAGCAGGAGGUGUCAGUGUUUCAGCCUUGGUUUUAUCUCCAUUGGCCAAGAACCUUUUUCAUCGGGCUAUUUCUCAGAGUGGAGUUGCCUUAACAGAGUGUCUGUACAAUUCCAGCAUCAUGGCAGCAACUGAGAAAAUUACAACUUUUUCUGGGUGUAAAGCAAUCACUUCGGCCAGCAUGGUUCAUUGCAUGAAGCAAAAGUCAGAGGAGCAACUCCUGGAUGCAGGUCUGAAAUUGGGAUUAUUCGGGCUGGAUUUCCUGGGUGACCCCUUGGAGAAAAUUUCUUUCAUACCUGGAGUCAUUGAUGGAGUAUUUUUACCUCAAAGUCCUGAAGAGCUCCUGGCUGAAAAGAAGUUCAAUCAUGUUCCCUUUAUCAUAGGAAUCAACAAUCAUGAAUUUGCCUGGAUUCUUCCAACUUUGAUGGAGUUCCCUUUCUCAGAUGGCUUACCAAACCAAGAAACAGCAAAAAACCUAUUAUGGAGCACCUACCCACUUGUUAAAAUCCCCAAAGACCUUAUUCCUAUUUUAAUUAAGGAAUAUCUUGGAAAGGCAAUUGAUCCUAUUAAAAUACAAGACCAGUUUGUGAACUUGAUGGGAGACUUGAUAUUUGGAAUUCCAUCUGUGAGGUUGGCUAGAUUUCACAAAGCAUCAGGUGCACCCACGUACAUGUAUGAAUUUCAACAUCGGCCAAGCUUCUCAGAAAACUUGAAACCAGAAACAGUGAUGGCAGACCAUGGGGAUGAAAUUUUCUCUGUCUUUGGGGCUCCAUUUCUGAAAGGAGGAUCUCCAGAAAAAGAGAAGAAACUUAGCAGGACAGUGAUGAAAUAUUGGGCCAACUUUGCUCGAAAUGGAAAUCCUAAUGGGGAAGGACUGCCAAAAUGGCCUGAUUAUAAUCAGAAUGAAGACUACCUCCAAAUUAACAUCACCCCCCAAGUAGGCAAAAAACUGAAGGACAAAGAAGUGAAAUUUUGGACUGAUAUCAUGUCAAAGAAGUCAGCUGAGAUGAAGAGAGAACACAUUGAGCUUUAAUCUAGUGUGGUUUGCCAUCAGGUAGUAAAGAAGCCUCAACAGACCCAGAAAGCAAGAGCUUUUGCUUUUACUUGGUUUGAAUGUUUGGGCCUUUGGUGGUCAGCAAGCUUUUUGACAUAAAAGUAGAGGGGGAAAAAUUUGAAUCAGCAGAAUGUCAGCCUGAUGGAGGGAGGUGAACAUAACUUAAGCACUGGAGACCACAGAAAGUCUAACAUUACUUUCUCCUCUCAAUGCUCUGAUGAACCAGCUUUUAGUUGGUGAAGCUAACUUUCAUUUGUACUAAAUAAAAUCCAUUUUAUUUAGAAUUCUU
Molecule: messenger RNA, 2043 nt
Organism: Gracilinanus agilis (Agile Gracile Mouse Opossum)
Lineage: Eukaryota; Metazoa; Chordata; Mammalia; Didelphimorphia; Didelphidae
Product: liver carboxylesterase 1-like
Exons: 14
Coding region: 42-1733 (563 amino acids)
Biological process (GO): lipid catabolic process
Cellular component (GO): endoplasmic reticulum; lipid droplet
Molecular function (GO): carboxylic ester hydrolase activity
Source: RefSeq, a predicted model, not a curated record